Molecule: messenger RNA, 1644 nt
Organism: Ambispora gerdemannii
Lineage: Eukaryota; Fungi; Glomeromycota; Glomeromycetes; Archaeosporales; Ambisporaceae
Source: the annotation of a GenBank genome assembly
AUGAAUGCAGAACUUUGUGAACAGGAUAUGAAUUAUGAGUUUUGGAUGUCAAAAAGCAAGACUACACAAAACUUAACUAUUCAAACUAUUCAAGAUAAUAAUUCUCUCGCUAUAUCUAAUAUAAAACCUACUUCCAACGUAAAAUCUAUUUUUCACGUAGAACUGACUAAUCAAACACUUCAGAGUGACACAAAUGAAGAAAUAGCUGAAUCAAGUAGCCAACUUCAAGAUUCUGCAAAUGAAGAUAUAAACGCUUCUAAUGAAAUUGUAAAUCUUUGUGUUGGUUAUGUCUUUGAAUCAUGGGAAGAUAUCGAUAUGAUUAUAAAAACCUACGGCAAACGAGAAGGAUUUGGCGUUGUUCAAAAAAGAUUAAAGCUACAUCCAGAGGAUCAUAUAAAGCAUCAGCAAAUUGUUCUUUGGUUAGAGUAUUAUGAUGUCAUUUUAAAUGACAACACCGCCAAAACCAACCAUUAUCAAAUGUCACUUUCACUUUUUUUCAUUGUGAACAACAAUACUAGAUCACGUCUUGUCGCACAAGCUCUCAUGUCGGACGAAACAACAGAGUCCUAUAAAUGGAUCCUGGAAUGCACAAAAAAAAUAACAAUGAUUGAGCUAUUAGUAUUCAUUACGAAUGCGGAUUCUGCAGCAGAUGCCGCUGUCAGACAAACAUAUCAAAACACCUAUUCAGUUUACUGUAUUUUUCAUAUCAGCGAAAACCUACCAAAAAACCUCAAAUCUAAGCUUCAUAGCCAAUAUGAAAGCUUUGUUCAUGACUUUUUCCUAUGCCGCAACAGCCUGUGUAAAGAAAAUUUCUAUGAACGAUGGUCACAACUUACUGAAAAGUACUCAAACGUUAAAGAUUACCUGAUGAGAGCGCUUUACCCCAACCUCAACAGCAUUGUCAAACACCUAUUAACAACAAGUAGCAGUUUGUGUGAUCUUGUUGAUGUACUCGAUGCAAGACUCCAAGAUGAGACACAGUGGAAUCAGUUUUUUGAAUACCAGACUAUGUUGUCUUGUAUGGGAAUUGUGUCAGUGGAUCACGAUCUUUUUCCUGAAAUUGACAAAAAAAUGUCCAAAUAUCUCAUUCCCCACAUAUUGUCUGCAGAAUGUCUGGAAAUGUCACAAUGCCUAUAUUUCGUUACAAGUCAAAUAGAUAUUGUGAAUAAUAAUGACGAGGAUUUCAACCUUAUCGUGAUGGAUGAAUUCAUUGAGGAUUUAUAUGAUACCAAACAAAUUCUAUUGAAAUCAAUAAUUGCUGAAGUUGGCGAAGAAAAUGUUCGAGAAGUAAUGAUGUAUUCAAAAGUCGCAGGAUUUCAUAUUCAAAUGAUACCUGUUCGGUGGUAUAAUGAUGAACAAAAAGACAAGGAUAUAAUUAUGAGUGCCUGCUGUUUUGCGAAUCAAGAAUCAGCGAAGAAUCAACUGAACGAAAUACUAAUGCCAAAUCCCUCGACUAUAUCCAAGUCCAUGACUGAGAUGAUGGCAUGGUUAAAAGAGUUCAUUGGCUGGCACAAAAAAACAGUGGCUACACUUACCGGGUCAGUGCGAAAUUGGAAUCUCCAAGAACCUUUCAAAAUCCAAGCUAAUGAUGAAAACAAGGAAAAUGAACCUGGAUCAAUUGAAAAUUCAUUAGUGUCAAGAUGA